AUGGAGAGUCUAAGAUGCAUUCUGAUCUGUGUGAAGUGCAACAAAUUUUACAAUACCACCACUAGAGUACCUUUAAACUUACCUUGCUAAGACGUCAUCUGUAAGCAGUGCUAUGAAUUUGAAUACAGCUAAGUCUAGUCCUAAAUUAUUAUAUGCCCAUUCGAUGCAGAUCAUCUAUUUGAGAGGACAGCAAGAGUUAUUGAAUCUUAAAUAAUCUUGAGAUAUCUCUAGCAAUAUGAUUUUUACUCCAUUUAAUGCUCAGUUCAUCAAGAUGAAAACGCAAGAAAUUAUUGCAAAGUUGAAGACAAAAUCUUGUGCGGAAGAUGCAUACUUUCUAACCCUCAUGAACAUCAAAGAAAAAAGAGAGAAACUCAUUUUGACAUAAAAAGAGAAUAUUUAGAGGAUUCUUUUUAGAAGGUGCUCUAGCAUUCUUAGCUUGAUGAAUCUGUGAUAAAAAAAAUAAAAGAUCAAAGUGAUCUAAAUACUUUCUUGGCAAAUUUUUCUUAUUAAUAAGCAAACAAGCAUGAGCAAGAGAGACUCUACUCUGAAUAGAUUAGAAGGAGUGUUCCAAGUAGUAUUCCAACUCUAAAAAUUCCAUUAUAUCUAGAAUUCAAAAGAUUGAUGGAAAUUGAGCUUUCAAGAGAUGAGCUAAGUUUGAUUAAGAAACAUAUAGAUCCUCUUAGGAGUAUCACCUAUUCAUUGAUAUAUAAGGGCAUCAGAGAUGGAUUUUUAUCAAGCAAAUUUCAUGAGAUAUGUGAUAACAAGGGAUCUACUGUGUCUUUCAUUUUAAGUGACUCAGGCCAAGUCUUUGGAGGGUAUACAAGUAAGCCUUGGAAUAGUGAUGGAAAAUAUUAAAAGGAUUCAGGGGCAUUUUUAUUUUCAUUAUCAAAGAGAACAGUUCACAAGCAAUAUUAGAAUAGGGAUUAUGCUGUUUAGAAUAAUAAAAAUGCUUUACUAGCAUUUGGAUAUGGACACGAUAUCCUCAUUCCAAAUAAUUGCUAGAUUCAAAAUUGCUCUACAAAGUUAGGAGCUACUUACAUGAUACCUUCUGAUACAGAAUUUAAUGAGAUAGAAUGUGAGAAGUAUUUUGCUAACACUCAAAAUUUCAAAGUUGUAGACAUUGAAGUGUAUAAGGUUGUAAUAAACUGA
This is a messenger RNA of Stylonychia lemnae, 1149 nucleotides long. NCBI's taxonomy places the organism in Eukaryota, Ciliophora, Spirotrichea, Sporadotrichida, Oxytrichidae. The record is from the annotation of a GenBank genome assembly.